Messenger RNA from Asterias rubens (European starfish), 1182 nucleotides. RefSeq lists its product as uncharacterized. Bases 1 to 1170 code for a protein of 389 amino acids. Lineage: Eukaryota; Metazoa; Echinodermata; Asteroidea; Forcipulatida; Asteriidae. The record is from RefSeq and is a predicted model, not a curated record. The transcript has a single exon.
AUGACGUCAGGAUUACACAGCCAAUCAGAUUCGUUGGAAUCUCAUGGUAAUCGUGUCAACAAUAACAACAUUGUAAACACUUUUAUAUGCACAACAAGGACAGGGGUGGCCGGUAUUGAGUUGAUUGUGUCUAUAGACGGGGAGCCGGCAGACGAGACGGAGCUAUCACCGGUGUCGUCCCGCAGCAGUGACCGUAGCCCUCGCAUCGAGCAGACCGACCAGAGGCGCGGAAGCCUACCCGACGGUAUGCGGUUGUUGCCGCCGAUAAAAGACCACGAUUUUGAAGCCUCUUACCACCACGGAAAGAAGUCGGCUGGUGGGAGUAUAAGUUUACGGUCGAGUCGAUCCAACAGCCCGAUGCUGCUUGAUCGUGGAGAAACUGGAUUUCACUUGGAAGCCCCGGAGCCUGAAAAAAUGCUACCAGCGCUGUAUGACGGUGGAAUGGCUACCCAUCGGACUCAGACCUUGCUGAGUCACAGUAGCCACAGUGGAUCAUCAUCAUUGCUGGGGAGGUCGCUAUCACCGCGUCCACCCUCCCCAUCCUUCCCGUACCACACUUCAAGAGACAGACACAUGAAACCAAGCGACAUUCACAUUCUACAAAGGAGGUACAGUGAGGAAAAACAAGCAACUUCAUUAGACUCUAAAAUCUUAGGGCGGACACUCAAACCGGAUAGUCCCUUGAGUGACAUUACAGACAGUCAUCCUAUGUUGCAACGGAGACGUUCUUGCCAGCCAACUAAACGCAUCCCACUCCCGAGGAGAGCCAGUGAGGGUGUCCUCCCAUUGCCACCAUCUCACCUCGGCAAUUACCCCUACACGAAGAACAAACUGGAGCAAAUGAGCCAACCUGGUAGGUCAUUAAGCAGUGGGAAAGAAGUUGGCGAGUUAAUCACUCCAGGGGGAAAGAACUACCAUGGAAAGAAACAAUCCGGUAGUCUUGGCUUCUCAAGGAUAUCAAAGUUGAACAGCGCCUCUUUGGAGGCGAUUCACAAACACGAAGAUGUGGACAGUGAUAGUGAACAUGAAAAGCAAAGGAUUCUUAAUUGGUUGGAAGGAGUAACAAAAGGCUCGCUGGAUGACAGAGAAGGGGAUUUAAGAAACAGUGAGAUAAUCCCUCUGAAGGGAGGCGGUUCAGAGACCGCAAUCCGGAUCAUUCAUAAUGACUAACAACACAUUGUG